This is a messenger RNA of Betta splendens (Siamese fighting fish), 2441 nucleotides long. RefSeq names its product X-prolyl aminopeptidase (aminopeptidase P) 2, membrane-bound (gene xpnpep2). The record is from RefSeq and is a predicted model, not a curated record. Bases 135 to 2156 code for a protein of 673 amino acids. NCBI's taxonomy places the organism in Eukaryota, Metazoa, Chordata, Actinopteri, Anabantiformes, Osphronemidae. Gene Ontology annotation, molecular function: metalloaminopeptidase activity. The transcript is spliced from 22 exons.
CUGGAGCCUGUGAAUCUGACAGGUUUUGAAGUUAUGAUCAAAGCCAGUGGAUCCCAUGGCCCAGAGGUUCAUUCAAAUCAGUCUCCCUCCUCACACACGCUCCGGACGCAUCGGAGGACGCUGUGCUCCUGAAGAUGCCUUCCUGGGGCUGGAUGCUGCCUCUGGUUCUGGUUCUGGUUCUGGCAGCGCUCGCAGGAGCCGCUGCCGACGGUCAAACGGAGAGGAACUGCUCGGCGUCGCCUCCGUAUCUGCCCAGCACAGCUGUAAAUACCAGCGUCCGGCUGCAGGAGUUACGAGCGCUGAUGUCUCCCCUGGACCUCUCUGCCUACAUCAUCCCCGCCACUGACGCCCACAUGAGCGAGUACAUCUCUCCACGUGACGCCAGACUGGCCUUCAUGACCGGCUUCACUGGCUCCGCAGGCACCGCGGUCGUCACGCCCACCAAGGCCGCUCUGUGGACGGACAGCCGCUACUGGGUGCAGGCCGAGAGGCAGAUGGACUGCAACUGGGAGCUGCAGAGAGACGCGUCCGUCAGCAGCGUGGCGGAGUGGCUCAUCUCCGAGGUCCCACCGGGCAGCGGCAUCGGCUUUGAUCCCUUCCUCUUCUCCCUCAAAACGCGGGAGGACUACGGCUUCGCGCUGAUGUCGAGCAACCACAGCCUCAGCUCCGUCCUCGGCAACCUGGUCGACGGCGUGUGGAAGGAGCGGCCCGCCAUCCCGCCGGACGGCCUCGUCCGCCUGCCCGACAGAGUCACGCAAAGGUCCUGGCAGAUGAAAGUGGAGCACAUACGGAGUGAGAUGGCGGAGAGUCCGUACAAGCCCACAGCUCUACUGCUGUCAGCGCUGGACGAAACUGCCUGGCUGUUCAACAUGCGCGGCGGCGACAUCCCGUACAACCCCUUCUUCUACUCCUACACGCUGCUGACGAUGGACGAGAUCUGGCUCUUCGUCCACGCGCACAGGGUCACGGAGGAGCUGAAGGUGUACCUGAACGCCUCGUGCCACGGGCCCCUCUGCGUGCAGCUGAAGGACUAUGACUCCGUCCUGGGUCAUUUACAAACGUACGUGGCGCCGCCCGGCGUCAAGGUGUGGAUCGGCACCGAGUACACCAACUACGCCCUCUAUGAGACCAUUACACCGGAGGAGAAGCUGAUGACCAGCUCCUACUCGCCCGUGCUGACGACUAAAGCCGUGAAGGACGAGACCGAGCAGCGAAUCUUGCGCGACGCCCACGUGAGGGACGCGGUCGCCGUCAUCCAGCUGCUGACGUGGCUGGAGAAGGCGGUGCCCGGCGGCAAGGAGACGGAGCUGACGGCCGCGAGACACGUGGACGCGUGUCGCAGCAAACAGCAGGACAGCAGAGGCCCGAGCUUCGAGACCAUCUCUGCGAGUGGACCCAACGCCGCACUGGCGCAUUACAGCCCGACGGCAGAAACCAGCAGGCCGUUGACGGUUGAUGAGAUGUACCUGGUGGAUUCUGGCGGCCAGUAUCUCGAUGGGACCACUGACAUCACUCGGACCGUUCACUGGGGAACGCCCACGUCCAUGCAACGGGAGGCCUUCACGCGCGUGCUCAUGGGAAACAUCGAGAUCUCCCGCACCGUUUUUCCGACAGGCACCAGAGGUGUGAGCAUGGAGAUGCUGGGCCGGCGGGCGCUGUGGGAGGUGGGCCUGAACUACGGCCACGGCACGGGCCACGGCGUUGGAAACUACUUCGGAGUCCACGAGUGGCCUGUUGGGUUUCAAGGGAACAACAUUGCCUUCAGGGCCGGCAUGUUCACGUCUAUAGAACCUGGUUAUUAUAAAGCGAAUGACUUCGGGAUCCGGAUCGAAGACGUCGCUGUGAUUGUACCUAAGGAAACAAAGUAUGGUCAUAACUACCUGACCUUUGACACGGUGUCGCUGGUUCCAUAUGACAGAAAGCUGAUUGACACAGCCCUCCUCAGCUCACAACAGCUUGAGUGGUUGAAUAAGUACUACGAGACCAUCCGGCGUCUUGUUGGGCCCGAGCUGGACCGGCAGCAGCUGCGCGAGGAGAACGACUGGAUGCUGAAGAACACCGAGCCCCUCGCGGCUCCCGGAUCGUCCGCGGCCGCCUGUUCGUCCUCUCUGAGUCUCGUGCUUCUGCUCGUCGGGCUCCUUCACAGCGUCGUCUGAACAGCUGCCGCUUUCGCCCUUCGCACAGACACUAACGUUGCUCCUAUGCAGUCUCUACAGAGCAGCCAGUUGAGAGACGCACUGCAAUUUAGGGUUUUUAAUUAAAGGAUAUAUUUGUUUAAUAAAUUAAUAAGUGACAAAAAUGUAGGAUCACGUAUGAAUUAAAGUUUUUAAUUUAUUUUUUGUGAUUUUUCAUGUUUGUUUUUUUUGGGUAUUUGAAACUGGGCAUUUUUAUGACCAACUGAUGUAACAUCUAUUUUAAUAAAGGAAAUAGUUUCAAACUUA